AUGAUGGACAAUGCAUCCAUAAAUACAAGCUCCGCCCGCACCGUCUUCCCUCAAGGCCCCAGUUUCACCCUCGAGGACUUCUCCAGUCGGGACUUCAUUGUCAAGGAGUUUAUUGAAUCCCUCUCCGAUGCUGCGAUAUCCAGCCGUCGCUCACUGGCCGGUCUCGCGGGCGCUGCCAACCAACCCUUCGAUCCUAAACCCCUCAUCCGCACCUUCGAAAGCGCCCAACGUCGCCUGAGCGAGCUUUCCGGAGACCUCGAGCUCCGCGAGAAUGAACUUUCAGCAGCUGUCCGACGAGCAGAAGCGCAACACGGCCAGAACCUCAACACUCUCGGCCAGAAGCUCCGCCACACCAUCGAAAACUUUCAACAGCUUGACACGUCUCUAAAUGGCCCCGGCCGCGAGAAUCCAGCAGGGACGGGGAACAUGGCAGUGGAGACAGGAAAACGCUUAGAGGAGCUAGACCGACAACGGCGACGAGCUCUGGAUGCCCAUUUUCUCAUCCAAUGCUGGGACGGCGUGUGCAACCGGGGCGAGAUCUCGCUAUUAGAGAGCCUGCGGCGAUCUGGCACGGGAGAGGCCAAGGUGCGCUCCGCACAUAUUGCGCGCCAGCUGCUGCGUAUUAGUCAACGACUAGAUCCGCAGAGCUGGCAAGAACAUCGAGCUCGCCCCAAUGGUGGAUACGGAAAUAGCUCCUCGUCUGAGGAUCUCAGCGAGAGCAGCACGCCGCGGCGGAACACGCGAGAGAUUAUUGAGAAGUUUUCUGAGACGCUAGAGAAGGAUUUGCUGAAGCAGUUUGACGAUUUCUACCGCAAGGCUAACUUCGAUGGUAUGAGGGAUUGCGCGACUGUGUUGCAAGAUUUCAAUGGCGGUGCUAGUGUUAUUGCCUUGUUCGUCAACCAGCAUCAGUUCUUCAUCGAACGCAGCCAGCUGGUAACGGAGGAAGUCGGAGGCGAUCCGGAAUCGUGGGAAAAGCUGGCUGAUCCGGACGCGGAGCUUCCUGGUGUUGAAUCCAGUCUCCAGUCGUUGAUCGAUGAAGUCAAGGUUGUGGUUCAGGACGAGUCUGCUAUUAUUCGGCGGGCCUUCCCCUACUACGAGCAAGUCCUGGGCAAGUUCUUACAGCGGGUCUUCCAGCAGUCUAUCCAGCAGCGCCUGGAAAUGGUGCUGGAGAAAGCAGCCGGGUAUCAGCAGCUGGAGGAGCUUUUUGUUCCUUAUUUCGUUGGAUCGUCUUACAUCGAACGCGAGAAGCGGACGUUAGAAGAACUUUUCAAUGCGGUCUUGUUCAAGUUCACCUCUUACCAUGCCCGGCGCAAGAAGGCGGCAACAACCUUCAUGGCCUCGUUAUCCCGGGCUGGGUCAGAACUCCUGUCGACUACACGCGAUGCAUUUAUCAGCCGGUUAGACUCACCAGAGGUCUCACCUAUCCAGCGAAAAGUCCUGCUCAGCGUGGCCAACAUAGGCGAUACGCUGGAGACAACUCGGUUGACCGAAAUCAAGCUCACAGAAGAAGAUGGACAACCCAAUCUCAGCGACGCUAAGCGGAUGCUCAAGUGGCUGGCUGAAGCCGUGGGCCGAGGACUCGAGCUCAGUGUCAACAGCGACACACCUAAAGAUGUCUCCGCCUUGCUCAACCUGCUUCUCCUCGCGAUGGGAGAGGGAUACGUGGAUGCUGAGCCCGACUUUUCCUACCUCUUCUCAGCUCGCACUACGAUUAGUAUUACCACAUUGAUGGUGAUGUGCAUCCAUGCGGUCCUUCUCCCUCUAUCAGCCGCGAGCAUCACCACUCGCCGGGAUAUGGAAAAGCGCACCAGUCAAACCACCUCGCGCAUCGAGGACAAAAUCAACACUAUCGAGCAGAAAACCAUUGACGCCACAUUCGCUUGGGUCAGCAGAUUGCUAUCUGGCCAGAAGAAGAACGACUUCCGGCCUAGGGAGAGUGAUAACACCGCAUGGUUAGAGAUGCUACACACUCCAACCUGUGCAUCAAUCACCUCAUUCCUAACUCGUCUCCACAACAUCGCGCGCACCUCCCUCCCAUCCAGCGGCGCCAACGUGCGCCAAGUGCUGACCGAGAUAGCACUCGGAAUCCGCGGUCUCCUCCUCGAGCACUUCAAACGGUUCUCCGUCAGUGGACCUGGCGGGCUAAUGGUAACCAAAGACAUGACACAGUAUGCAGACCUCUUCAGAUCCUGGGACAUUGACGAGGAAACCAAAGGUCCCGGUGGCGCGCUGGACGUGCUACUGGAAGUUGGUAGUCUAUUCGUGAUCGGCCCCGAGGCUCUCCGCGAAAGAAUCCGCGGUGGUGCUGCCAGUGGCACGACUGGCGGACCUGGGGGCCCGGGACGCAAUCCUACCCAGGAGGGUAAAUUGAGUGUGCAGGAGGUGCGGGCUUAUGUCUCGCGUCGCGAAGACUCCAAUACUUUUGCUAUGCAGCAGGUUCUUAAUGCAUUGUAA
Messenger RNA from Penicillium mononematosum, 2454 nucleotides. RefSeq names its product exocyst subunit SEC10. Gene Ontology annotation, cellular component: cytoplasm; exocyst. Lineage: Eukaryota; Fungi; Ascomycota; Eurotiomycetes; Eurotiales; Aspergillaceae. Gene Ontology annotation, biological process: Golgi to plasma membrane transport; exocytosis. The coding region runs from base 1 to 2454 and encodes 817 amino acids. The record is from RefSeq and is a predicted model, not a curated record. The transcript is spliced from 4 exons.